Messenger RNA from Camponotus floridanus (Florida carpenter ant), 937 nucleotides. It is a transcript of the gene sel, whose product is annotated as protein seele. Lineage: Eukaryota; Metazoa; Arthropoda; Insecta; Hymenoptera; Formicidae. The transcript is spliced from 5 exons. Bases 172 to 810 code for a protein of 212 amino acids. The record is from RefSeq and is a predicted model, not a curated record. Gene Ontology annotation, cellular component: endoplasmic reticulum.
UUGGCACUAUCAAGAAUUACACGUUACAAGUUGCCAUUCGCUUACAAGAAUUUGAUAAGAUUUUAUACAUCAGAGGAUGUACGGUACACGUGUCGCAUGCUCUUUUUCUGUACUUCAUAUAAAUCUUUGAUAUAUAUAAUUGAAAGUGUACCAUAACUUGCAUAAUAAUUGAUGUACAAGAUGAGAGGCUUGUUAUUUGUAAGUCUAUUUUUGAUAAGCGUAUUUGCGGAGCCUAAUGAAAUCGAUUUAAAACAUUUGAAAUGUUUAGUUUGUAGGGCAACUUUAAAAGAAUUACAAAUUGAAGUAUCUAAAGCUGAUCCUAACAAAUUGAUCGAUGUAGGUAGUUAUAGGAUGGAUGCUGAGGGAAAUACCAAACACAAAAAGGUUCCAUUAAAUCGAUCAGAAGUAUACAUCUUAGAUUUGUUGGAUGGUAUCUGUGAGAAAAUGACAGAUUAUGUGAGAGCAACAAAAAAGUCUAAUAAUCAAUUGACAAUUUUAAAUCUCAUGUCUUCACCAGGUAUAAUGAAUCCUCGAAUGAAAGAAGUUGAUAUAAUUCAAGAUAGUGAUUUAAAUAAGAGUCUACAACAUUAUUGCAGUGUUAUAGUUGAAGAAUUUGAGGAUGAUAUAGUAUCGUUAUACAUUAAUGGUAUACGCAAUAAGAAAGAGAAGCUUUGUACAGAGAUUUCAAAUAUUUGUAAUGAAAAUUAUAUUGAUUAUGAUGAUGAUGAUGAUGAUGAUUAUGAUGAUAAUGAUUCUAUAAAUAAUUAUGUUAGUAAUAUUGAUUAUGAUGAAGAUAGAGAUGAAUUGUAAAUGCAUUUAAAACAAUUUCGGGGAUAAAUGGAAAUAAUAUUUAUACAUGUAAGUAAACUAAGAAGAUGGAAAUUUUUAAAAAACUCAAGUUAGAUUAACUAAUUAAAUAGUUUCUGUUCUGUAAAUA